This is a messenger RNA of Scatophagus argus, 6790 nucleotides long. RefSeq names its product neurexin 3a (gene nrxn3a). Bases 853 to 5214 code for a protein of 1453 amino acids. The transcript is spliced from 22 exons. The record is from RefSeq and is a predicted model, not a curated record. NCBI's taxonomy places the organism in Eukaryota, Metazoa, Chordata, Actinopteri, Scatophagidae.
GAGGGCGUACCCAAGUGGCGCGUGUGUGCGCGCGUUGGUGUGUGUGUGUGUGUGUGCGUGUUUGUGUGUGCGCGCGCGUGCGCUUCUUGCCUGCAGCCGCUGCAAGUCGCACCGAGCUACCAGCGGCUUUUGUACCUACGAUGCACCGUGGUCGACGCACCUGUAAGGAGCGAUAAGCCCAGCCCGGUACCGCCUGGUGCUCACCGCCCCGCCGCUCCGCACCGGCACCGUCAGCAGCGGAAACACCGCUGCUUUUAACACAAACCUGGAUUUUAAAAACUACGGAUGUUUGGAGUUUACAACUGGAUUUUAGCAGUUGGAUACUCUCGGUGGUGUGUUUAACUAAGUGAUGGAACCAAGAGUGGCCUGUGGAUCCCUUGUGAGCUCUAUUUCACAGCAGACAACAUGAAGGAGGAAAUUUUACUCACCCUGAUAGCCAGAGAAGUCCAUUCCAUCAGACCGUACACCAUGGUUGUUGUGUGAAAAAACAACAACCCCCCUCCCUCCCCAAAAAAAAAAAAAACAAAAAAAAAACACCAUUAAAACAUCACAUCUUCCUCUCUCUCUCCCUCUUUCACUCCUCUGUUCAACCCUUGGGAGGAAAACAAUUCCUCCAUUCCUACUGGACAGGUCACUGAUGUGAGUGACUUAAGACUGUUAACUACAACGACUGUUCUCCUGCUACUACCCUUUUCCCUUUAAAAACAUAUUUUUAUAAGAAGUAUUUAUCUGAAUAUAUCUCUGCACAUAUUGUGGAUAAAACUGUACAUCCCUGAAUUUCCACCUGAACAUCCUAAGAGUCAGCUAUUGAUUUCUCAGACACCCUCUUGGAUUAAUACAUUUUUUGCAGCUAUGGAUCUUGUUAGUUUUUCUAUCCGGCUUCAAGUGUUCCUCAGCACAUGUCUGGGACUGGAAUUUUCAGGCACACCAGGUCAGUGGGCACGCUACCUCCGCUGGGACGCCAGCACCCGCGGUGACCUCAGCUUCCAGUUCAAGACAGGAGCCUCGGAGGCGCUGCUGCUGUACUUUGAUGACGGAGGCUACUGUGACUUUCUGCAGCUGUCGGUGGUGGAGGGUCGGCUGCAGCUGCGUUUCAGCAUUGACUGUGCCGAGACCACAGUGGUGGCUGACAGACGGGUGGAUGACAACAGCUGGCACUUUGCCACUCUGAGCAGGUAUAACCAGCGCACAGUGCUGGUACUGGAUGGCCAGGCCAAAGCAGAUGAGGUGCGGCCUCAACGUCUGUUCAUGAAAAUAGUCAGCGACCUGUUCCUGGGUGGAGUGCCUCAGGAUAUCCGCAACAGUGCGCUGACACUGCCUACAGUUCGAAACAUGCAGCCCUUCAGGGGCACAAUUACAGACCUCAAAUAUGGCAUCUCACAGCCCCUAUUCCUGGGAAGCCUUAAGGUGCCCCUGGAGUCGGAAGGGUGGUGCACCGUGAACCCGUGUGAGAAUGGCGGUACGUGCUCAGUGGUGGAUGGAGAGCCGGUCUGUGACUGCUCCAAAACAGAAUAUAAGGGCCUCUUCUGCAGUGAAGAGGUCAGCAACAAUAACCCAGCAAGGGAGGAGAAUGUGGCUACUUUCCGAGGUUCAGAGUAUUUCUGCUACGAUCUCUCCCAGAACCCGAUUCAGAGCAGUAGUGACGAGAUUACACUCUCCUUCAAGACAUGGCAGCGCAAUGGCCUUAUCCUUCACACCGGCAAGUCAGCGGAUUAUGUCAACCUGGCGCUGAAGGACGGUGCUGUCUCCCUUGUUAUCAAUCUGGGCUCUGGAGCCUUUGAGGCUAUCGUGGAACCAGUCAAUGGGAAGUUCAAUGACAACUCGUGGCAUGAUGUCAAAGUGACCCGCAACCUCCGGCAGGUUACAAUAUCAGUGGAUGGAAUUCUGACCACCACGGGUUACACCCAGGAAGAUUACACCAUGUUGGGCUCUGAUGACUUCUUCUAUGUUGGUGGAAGCCCCAGCACCGCUGACCUUCCUGGAUCUCCAGUCAGCAACAACUUCAUGGGCUGUCUCAAGGAGGUGGUAUAUAAGAACAAUGACAUCCGUCUUGAGUUGUCUCGUCUGGCUCGAAUUGUGGACCCUAAGAUGAAAAUCCAGGGAGAGGUGUCUUACAAGUGUGAGAAUGUGGCCACCCUGGACCCCAUUUCUUUUGAGACACCUGAAGCCUACAUCAGCCUCCCCAAAUGGAACACCAAGCGGAUGGGAUCCAUCUCUUUCGAUUUCCGCACGACAGAGCCCAACGGCCUCAUUCUCUUCACCCAUGGUAAACCCCAAGAGCGCAAAGACACUGCCCGCAGCCAGAAGAACACCAAGGUGGAUUUCUUUGCAGUAGAGCUGCUAGAUGGCAGUCUGUAUCUACUAUUGGAUAUGGGCUCAGGGACUAUCAAGGUGAAGGCAACCCAGACAAAGGUCAAUGAUGGUGCCUGGUAUCACGUCGACAUCCAAAGAGAUGGACGGUCAGGCACCAUUUCUGUAAAUAGCAGAAGGACCCCGUUCACAGCUAGUGGUGAGAGUGAGAUUCUGGACCUGGAGGGUGACAUGUACUUGGGAGGGCUUCCCACUGACCGCACCAACCUCAUCUUGCCUACCGAGCUCUGGACAGCAAUGCUCAACUAUGGCUAUGUGGGCUGCAUUCGUGACCUUUUCAUUGAUGGUAGAAGUAAGGACAUCCGUCAAAUUGCUGAGGCACAAAACGGCGCUGGCAUUAAACCUUCUUGCAACAAGCAAUCUGGCAAGCAAUGUGAAAGCUACCCAUGCAAGAACCGAGGUGUCUGCAAGGAAGGCUGGAAUCGAUUCAUAUGUGACUGCACUGGCACCGGCUACUGGUCACGCACCUGUGAGAGAGAGGCUUCCAUCCUCUCCUAUGAUGGCAGCAUGUAUAUGAAGGUGGUGAUGCCGACCAUCAUGCACACUGAGGCUGAGGAUGUCUCCCUGCGUUUUCGUUCCCAACGGGCUUAUGGCCUCCUCAUGGCCACCACCUCCCGAGACUCAGCCGACACUCUCAGGCUGGAGUUGGACGGGGGUCGCGUCAAACUCACAGUCAACCUAGACUGUAUCAGGAUAAACUGUAACUCCAGCAAGGGACCGGAGACCCUGUAUGCCGGGCAAAAGCUCAAUGAUAAUGAAUGGCAUACAGUGCGUGUGGUGCGCCGCGGCAAAACCUACAAGCUAACGGUUGACGAUGAUGUAGCAGAAGGCCAAAUGGUGGGUGACCACACUCGUCUGGAGUUCCACAACAUCGAAACAGGCAUCAUGACAGAGCGUCAAUUUGUUUCCAGCAUCCCAUCCAGCUUCAUUGGUCAUCUUCAGAGCCUUAGAUUUAAUGGCAUGCUCUACAUCGACCUGUGCAAGAAUGGUGACAUUGAUUAUUGCGAGCUCAACGCCCGCUUUGGAAUUCGUUCCAUUAUCGCCGACCCUGUAACCUUCAAAUCCAAGAGCAGCUACCUAAGCCUGGCUACCCUACAGGCCUACACAUCCAUGCACCUCUUCUUUCAGUUCAAGACCUCCUUCCCAGAUGGCUUCAUACUCUUCAACUCUGGAGAUGGCAAUGAUUUUAUCGCUGUAGAACUGGUUAAAGGAUACAUUCACUAUGUUUUUGACCUUGGAAAUGGGCCUAACCUCAUCAAAGGCAAAAGUGAAAGGGCACUGAAUGACAACCAGUGGCACAAUGUGGCCAUCACCCGAGACAACAGCAACACCUACACACUAAAAGUAGAUGCCACAGCCAUAAGUCAGAGUAUCAAUGGGGCCAAGAACUUGGACCUAAAAGGUGAUCUGUUCAUCGCAGGAUUGGGUCCAGGCAUGUAUGGCAAUCUGCCUAAACUGGUGGCUUCCAGAGAAGGCUUCCAGGGCUGUUUGGCAUCAGUGGACCUCAACGGCCGUCUGCCAGAUCUCCUCAAAGACGCAUUGUUUCGUAGCGGGCAGAUUGAGCGUGGAUGCGAAGGUCCCAGCACCACAUGUCAAGAAGACUCCUGUGCCAACAUGGGCAUUUGUAUCCAGCAGUGGGAGAACUACACUUGUGACUGCUCCAUGACCUCCUAUACUGGCACACAGUGCAAUGACCCUGGGACAACAUACAUCUUUGGCAAAGGGGGAGGCCUCAUUACUUUCAAGUGGCCAACCAAUGAGAGACCAAGCACCAGGACGGACAGGCUGACCGUCGGCUUCAGCACCUCCCUGAAAGACGGCAUCCUGGUCAGGAUUGACAGUGCACAUGGUCUGGGUGACUACCUUAUGCUGCACAUACAACAAGGCAAAAUUGGAGUGACAUUCAACAUUGGCACAGUGGAUAUCAGUGUGGAGGAGAGCAGUACCCCAGUGAAUGAUGGGAAGUAUCAUGUUGUCCGCUUCACCAGGAAUGGUGGCAAUGCUACGCUGCAGGUGGAUAACUGGUCAAUCAAUGAACACUUCCCAACAGGGAACAGCGACAUUGAACGCUAUCAAAUGGCCAAUAAGAAAAUUCCUUUCAAAUACACCAGACCAGUAGAGGAGUGGCUACAGGAGAAAGGACGGCAGCUAACAAUUUUCAACACCCAAGCAACAAUUGCAAUUGGUGGUAGUGAUCGCAGCCGGCCCUUUCAGGGUCAGCUCUCUGGCCUUUACUACAACGGCCUCAAGGUGUUGAACAUGGCUGCUGAGGGCAACCCUAACAUCAAGAUUAAUGGCAGUGUGAGGUUGGUAGGUGAUGUGCCCAGUGUGGCAGGCUCAGCCAGGACCACAGCCAUGCCCCCAGAGAUGUCCACUACCUUCAUCGAGACUACCACUAUGAUGUCCACCACUACCACACGGAAACACAGAUCUUCUUCGACUGUACAGCAUGCACCAGAUGAUAUUGUGUCAUCUGCAGAAUGUUCGAGUGACGACGAAGACCUGGAGGAGUGUGAAACUAGCCAUGCAGGUGGGCUAGCACUCCCCACAGAGCCGGGCGUCAGGCGAGUUCCAGGGCCCUCGGAAGUGGUCCGUGAAUCUAGCAGCACCACCGGGAUGGUCAUCGGAAUAGUGGCAGCCGCUGCCCUGUGCAUCCUCAUCCUUCUGUAUGCCAUGUAUAAGUACAGAAACAGGGAUGAAGGCUCCUACCAGGUGGACGAGAGCAGGAACUACAUAACCAACUCAGCUGUGCAGAGCAAUGGAGCUGUCAUGAAGGACAAACAGCAGAGCUUGAAAGGCAGCAACAAGAAACAGAAAAAUAAGGAUAAGGAGUAUUAUGUGUGACUGUGAGACUUUCGUGAACACGAGAGAGUGAAGAAAGAAAGCACUAAGAGAACAUUUACUUAUCAGUUUCCUUGUGAGGAGCUAUGACAAAUGAUGGUAUAAUGUGGAACUUGAAUAAUCUUAUACUGUGCUGAGUAGUUGAACUGAUGAUAUGUACUGUAAUAUAAAGCACACUUACUAUUGUAAGCAUAAUGACAAGGCUAAAUAGCAACUUUAGAGACCUAACUCUUCUAUCUGGUCAGACGUUAUCAGUAUAGAAAUAUUUCACAGCUACAUCAUUCUCCUAAGUGACUUUUAGAGCUAUGUGAUCCUUGGCAUUGAACAAAAAAGUUUUUGUAAAAUUGUUAAUUACAAAAGGCUCAUAAUCUUAUACAUUUUCAGCAUGUAAACAACAUGUAGUGCUUAACAAGAGGGGGUCAGGCACGUCAUUGUGAAACUAAAAAAGGACUCUUGUUGUAUCAGAAUAUGACAAAUUUUUAUGGUUUAUACAUAAUACAAGUGUGGUGUCUAACUUAUUUUUGCUUUAAGCAAAACAAACAAAAUGACAAAAAGAAAAGCAAGAAAAGAAAACUAUUUCUGUGUAUGAAAUGAAACCAAGUGAGCAAAUUGCCCUGGGCAAAUCUCAUAGAAUCUGUUUGCUCUGGCACCUGACUCACCACAAUUAUUCUCAUUGUCUGACAGACAGAGUGACUCUGUGGAAAGAAGUGGCUGUUUCUCUUGGUAAAAAGCAACUGAUUGUAAAAUGCAUGCCAUCCUACAGUACAGUAAAAGUCCGGUAUACAGUGUUUAACUUGGACCAUGUUCUCUUUAAUGCCAAACAAUUCUUCAUCAUCAGAUCAGAUAUUAGCCCCUCUCUUCUUUUUCAAACCCCUCAAAAAUGUUAACCAUGUUAACCUUGGAAAAAUCUCUUAAAGAAAAGGUGAAAAGGUCUAUUAUUGAUGCACAGCCAGUGGUGGUUUUAUCUUUUUGCAAAAUUGUAUGUUGGUUCAUUGCCUAUCGUUCUCUUUUUCUAUGGAGGUGUCAGGAAAUAAAUGCAGUACUACAACACUGUUAACAAAUGUGUAUACAGAAAUAAAUCAAAUGUUGAAAGUGUGAAUUCUAUCUGCUGUCACAGUCAACUGUGUCAAAAAACAAGAAAUUUGUUUACAUAUUUUAUUACAUGCUAGCUGUUGUACUUUGUAGGUAGGAAAUUGUACAUAUACCAUGACAGUUGUAAUUUUUAGUACCUCUAUUGUACAGACUGAACAUAUGGUUUAUCAGCGUAUUUCAUGACAAAAAUCUAUUAACUGUUAAUUUACAUGGAGAAAAACUUUAAUCAGAAUGUGAAGAAUCAUAUUGAUAUUUCAUAAAGAAUAAAAAUGUAUUGUUAGCCUAGAGAUCUAACCAGAGAUGUUUCUAAAGUUGCAUGAAUAUUUAACUACUUGCAGUUGUCCAACAAAUACAAGGUGCCCUUCCUUCUGUAUCAUGGCUUUUUUUGUUCUGGGUUACUUCUCUUUUUGAAAGAGAAUAAAGUCAUAGUUAUGACACAAACAGAAAGAGAAGGAGGUUAUAAUGGAUGGGGGCUCAUUGUUUAAAA